This is a messenger RNA of Rotaria sp. Silwood2, 405 nucleotides long. NCBI's taxonomy places the organism in Eukaryota, Metazoa, Rotifera, Eurotatoria, Philodinida, Philodinidae. The record is from the annotation of a GenBank genome assembly.
AUGCGUGUUGAUGCAAAACUUCGUUUGUUUGCUGCCGAUGUAACAAUUAGACAAGUAUUUCAGAAUCAUGAAUCUGUGCCGGUUGAAGGUGUUUAUUGCCGUGCCCUUGUUAAAGGUUUAGCUCGUGCUACUAAUGGUUACUUUAAUUUCAUAGCUCCACAUACAAAUGUGGACAUCUAUGUCGUCGAACAGCUUGCUCGUGCCUUGCAACCAAGUAUAGCAGAUGUAUACCUUAAAUUGAAUACAAACCAACGUAUUCUUCAUAAAGUACCCGAACAUGCUCCACCCGUGUUUGUCAAAGAUCGAUUACUUUUCUAUGCUUUACUCGAUGAGACAAUGCCAUUUGAUCAUACAACAACAACCUAUUGGUUUAGCUCGUAUAGACCAUGUGCCAUCAGUACUUGA